AUGGUUGAUGCAGCUAGUGGAGGAGCUCUGGUGAACAAGACACCUGAAGCGGCCAGGGAAUUAAUCUCCAAUAUGGCUGAAAAUUCUCAGCAAUUCAGUACAAGGACAGAAGGUACCAUUAGAAGGGUUAACGAGGAAGUCUUUGGAGAGGAGGACAUGGACAAUGAGCUGGAAUAUAAGGCACAAUCGGACAGGGAGGAGGAGAUCGAUGCAUCCUAUGAUACUCUGGAACCUGAACAGGAGAUAAGUACUUCUGAUAUCAAUCGAAGGGAGGAGUCUUUGAGGGUGGCGGUGGAGAGGGAGCUUCUUCGUCAGCAGGUCAAGAGCUUAGAGUCCACGCUCCAUGAGCGGACCCGUAACUUUGACACUGCGGUUGAGGAAGAGCGGGCUAAGGCGGUGGAGGACUUUAAAGAGUCCCAGCAGUUCCACGACCUCCAGGUUGAGUACGGCUCGAAGUCCUACCGCUCGGGGUUCAAGCUUUGCCGAUGGCUGGUCAGGAAGAAGUUCUCCAGUCUUAACCCUGAAGGCGUAACAAUGAGGGACCUGGCCCCAGAGUCGGCGGACACUACGGAGGAAGAGGAGCCCGACUCCCUGGAGGAGAGCGAAGAGGAUGUAGAGGUGGUGAAACCUUGA
Messenger RNA from Nelumbo nucifera (sacred lotus), 633 nucleotides. The record is from RefSeq and is a predicted model, not a curated record. NCBI's taxonomy places the organism in Eukaryota, Viridiplantae, Streptophyta, Magnoliopsida, Proteales, Nelumbonaceae.